Spodoptera frugiperda (fall armyworm) is the source of this 1965-nucleotide messenger RNA. RefSeq names its product palmitoyltransferase ZDHHC9-like. Gene Ontology annotation, molecular function: protein-cysteine S-palmitoyltransferase activity. The record is from RefSeq and is a predicted model, not a curated record. Gene Ontology annotation, biological process: peptidyl-L-cysteine S-palmitoylation; protein targeting to membrane. Gene Ontology annotation, cellular component: Golgi apparatus; endoplasmic reticulum. NCBI's taxonomy places the organism in Eukaryota, Metazoa, Arthropoda, Insecta, Lepidoptera, Noctuidae.
UAUAUUAUUAGUUUUAGAAAGAUCGUAUUGUAUUUCAUUUUCCAUAUUUUCACACAUCUAUGCGGACCCCAAUCCCCAAAAAUAGGCCUAAACAACCAAUGGGGAACGUAAAAUAACGAUUUAUUUUUGUAGGUACUACAUUUUUACUGAAGUUUAGAAACAAGUGAGAAUAUCUUUUUUGUCUGUAAAGACGUUUUUUAUCUGUGGGUAAAUUUAAUACUUAUCUGUGGGACUUCACAUAUGUCAUGUAGAAAACAAGAAAGUUUUGCAAUUUCUGUAAAAUACUUAAAUAACAAGUAAAUUUGAUAAUUUGUUCUUAUCGAGUAAUCUUUUUAUUAAUCAUACUACUUAGAAUAAUUUGAUAUAAAUCCUUGGACAUAGCUAAAUUGGUGGAGAUAAUAAACGUUAAUAUUUAACAAGUUGAAAAGUUUGUCUUUCAAUUUGUGAUUUUGUAAAGAUCAUUCUAUGGAAUGGACAGUUUGCUAUCUGUGAAACAUCCAUUAGCUUUGUGUUGAGAGGUCGCGGCGGCGGGGUGAUGCGGCCAUGGCUUCGCGGCGCGUGACGCGCAAGUGGGAGGUGUUCGCGGGACGGAACCGAUUCUGGUGCGACGGCCGCCUCAUGACGGCGCCGCACCCCGGCGUGUUCCUGCUCACGCUCGCGCUCAUCUGCGGCACGUGCGCCCUGCACUUCGCCUUCGACUGCCCCUUCCUGGCCGUGCGCGUGUCGCCCGCCGUGCCCGCGGCCGGCGCCGCGCUGUGCGCGCUGACGCUGGCGGCGCUGCUGCGCACGGCGCUGUCCGACCCCGGCAUCAUCCCGCGCGCCGCCGCGGCCGAGGCGGCGGCGCUGGAGGCGGCCGAGGCGGGCCGGCCGCCGCCGCGCGCGCGCGAGGUCUUGGUGCGCGGCCGGCCCGUCAAGCUCAAGUACUGCUUCACGUGCAAGAUGUUCCGCCCGCCGCGCGCCAGCCACUGCUCGCUGUGCGACAACUGCGUGGAUCGCUUCGACCACCACUGUCCCUGGGUGGGCAACUGCGUGGGCAAGCGCAACUACCGCUACUUCUACACGUUCGUGGUGUCGCUGUCGUUCCUGGCGGUGUUCGUGUUCGCGUGCGCCGUGACGCACGUGGCGCUGCUGGCGCGCGGCGCGGGGCUGGGCCCGGCCCUGCGCAGCACGCCCGCGUCCGCCAUCGUGGCCGCCGUGUGCUUCCUGUCGUGGUCCGUGCUGGGGCUGGCCGGCUUCCACACGUACCUCGCCUCCACGGACCAGACCACCAAUGAAGACAUUAAGGGGUCGUUUUCAACACGCCGUGGCGUGUCAAAUCCGAACCCAUAUUCACGCGGCAACGCAUGUGCCAACUGCUGGCACGUACUGUGCGGGCCGCUGGCGCCAGCCUCAUAGACCGGUGAGUAGCUCGAGCAGCGCGGCGUCUUUACCAUCGACGUCAAGGACGAGCUGCCGCCGAGCUUCGCGCGAGCUCUCAGCGCCGCGCCCCCGUCGCCAAUCUGUUCGAGUGGCUCCCCGGUUCGCCACGCCUACAUGAAUCGCUCGCUGGAGCUAGAACCCCCGGGGCCCCUGCAGCCGGGGCCCCUGCAGGCUGCGCCGGGCGGGCUGAGCGCGUCGCGGCUGCGCCUGCUGCACGACACGACGAUGAUCGACGCGGCGCUGGACCUGGACGAGCCCGAGCCGCCGCCGCACCUGGCGCGCGGCCCGGCGCCGGCCGUGCACCUGGCGCCGGCCGUGCACCUGCCGCCGCGCGCGCUGGCGGCGCUCUGACCCGCGCGCCGGGGCCCGCGCCGGGUCCCUCGCCGGGUCCCGUGCCGGGGCCCGCGCCGCCGCCGCGCCCGCCGCCUUGUCUGCGGUCGCCCUCGCGUGCCCCGCGUCCGGACCCGACGCCUUCUGUGCUCUGUAAAUAAACUAUAAACUAUUAUAAAUAUUAUUAUAAUAAAUAGCUUGUAUUGUAGAGUUCUA